UCGCAAUUCGCAACGCAACAGUUUCCACCGGUUACGUGAACUUUAGAGGUUAUGUCUGCAAUUCUCAUCUCAAAAAUCCCAAAAUAAUUCAUAUUUACGAUGUCAGAGAGUGAUCGUAUGCCCAAAAUCGACCGCUCUAAACUGAAACAAACAGAUAUAGAUUUUAUAAAAUUCGUCGAAAAGCAGAAUUUAGAUCGAGUUCGAAAAUUGCAAACCCUACGAAGAAGGAACUUGUUCACAGUUAGUAUUCUUGGAACUGCAGUGUUGGGCAUUUACGGCUAUUCUAUUUGGGCAGUGCGACAAGAGAACUUCCUCGACGACUUUGAAAUUCCAACCACAGUAACAGAUCCAGCAAAGUAG
Molecule: messenger RNA, 360 nt
Organism: Tribolium madens (black flour beetle)
Lineage: Eukaryota; Metazoa; Arthropoda; Insecta; Coleoptera; Tenebrionidae
Gene: Ccdc56
Product: cytochrome c oxidase assembly factor 3, mitochondrial
Exons: 1
Coding region: 100-360 (86 amino acids)
Biological process (GO): mitochondrial respiratory chain complex IV assembly
Cellular component (GO): mitochondrial inner membrane
Source: RefSeq, a predicted model, not a curated record